CAUGGAAACCCACUGUGCUAUGUUUGUGUUAUUUUCAGAGUCGGAACCUCACCUUAAACUUGUUCUCACUACUUUGGUGAUUUAGGUAAGGGUGGCGUGGUUAAUCUUGCAGGUGUGAUGGCAUUUGCCCUAAAAUACAUAUAUAUCUUCCCUUGAGAUUCAACUACUCUGCACAGGGGACUUUUCUACAUAUUCAAAAUAGAUAGGAGACAAGUAAAAAAAAGUAGUUACCACAGUGACUGACCUGGGUAUUGUUACCACAGCAGUACAGGCCUGGGUGCGUAUAUGAUAAUUUUAUACGAAGACAUAGAUAUCAGCAUCAGAUAAACAGUUCAGAUAGCUUGUGCUGCACCGCCUGACUACGUGAGAUAGACUCAGCCAAUCAAAGACCCCGAACAAAUACUGUAUGCAUCAAACUAUACGGCCAGUUCCAACCAACCCAACUUGAAAUCUACACUGAAUUUUCUGUGGCCAUGAGAACAGUAAAUAAAAUGUGCUCAAAUUCAUCUACCUAUUUUCCAGUUAGUAUGGAUUCACCUUUCUUUUUUUUCAAGAACACCCUUGAUCUGAGUAGGAGCAUAUUUAAAAGUGUCUUGCAUAUAGGAAGUUCAGCAGCUGCUACUACUGUUUUUCCAUUACUAAAAUGGUUAUAGUGAUACUGACCUUCCUUCAUGAAGUGCUUUGAGAUCUAGAUAAAAAGUGCUAUAUCAGAGCUGAGUGUUAUAAUAUUUUAAAUCUGCAGUUUUCAAAAGGACCAGUGUUAAGUGUCCAUCUCCAUGGACGUUCACUGGGAUUUGGGUGGCUAAACUCUCUCAGGCCUCUGACAAUCUCAGCCUAACGUGAUGAAAAUGUUCCUGCACUGCAGAGAUGGUGAAAUGCAGUUUCAAAAUGCCUAUGGAUGGAGCAUGCAUCCACUCCAAUGAGACGUGAUUGCUAUGCCUGCAUUUGUCAGUUGUGACCGGGUAAUCUUGCACAAUACGGUCAUGAAUGGAUCAGUGAGUCUCAACCAGGGAUAUGCGUACCCCAGGGGUACGCAAAGGUCUUCCGUGGGAUAGAUCAACUCAUCUGAAUAUUUGCCUAGUUUUACAACAGGCUACAUAAAAAGCACUAGCAAAGCUUUCUGGCUCAUAUGCUGGAGGAAUCCUUGCUGCGGGGGUGUUUUCAUUUUCUCGUCUGACAUGGCAGUGGUCCAUCUCAGCAGAGGUUUUUAGCUUAAACAAUCUGUUUGUGGGUCUGCUUAUGGCGCUUACUGUACAUUUUGAGGAGGCAGCCACUGCGAAGGAGAGAUCAAAGAUAUCGAAAGUUGGCGCCUUUUGCUGUGGGCUUAGUUUGUGCAAUCAGCACACCAUAGUGCUUUAUGUGUUGUGCAUUGUACUAUGGGUUCUGUUCCAACUUUUCAAAGGGAAGGAAUUGUCCUUUGGCCAUUUGCUGAAGUUGGGCUUAUGCUUCUUGACUGGUUUGCUGCCUUAUCUCUAUCUGCCUGCCUCGUCCUACCUAAAUCGAGCACGUUGGACCUGGGGAGACCAGACGACUUUUCAAGGAUUUUUGACCCACUUUCUCAGGGAAGAAUAUGGGACAUUCAGUCUGGCCAAAUCGGAGGCAGGAUCCAGUAUGAGAGAAAUGUUGCUUUCUCAGGUAACACACAUGAAAACAGAACUUUCCUUUACUGUCCCAGCCCUUGCGAUCGUGGCGUGGUUACAUACAGCAAUGCAGGCUAAGCAGGAGAAGACAUCAAUGAUAUGGCUAUUUACUGGAAUGCUAUGCAUUUAUUCAUUAUUCUUUGCUUGGAGGGCAAAUUUGGAUAUUACAAAACCACUUUUUAUGGGUGUGGUGGAGCGAUUUUGGAUGCAGAGCAAUGCAGUGGUUGCUGUUCUAGCAGGACUAGGCCUGGCCUCUCUUGUCUCUGUCGGAAAUACAGUGCUUGAGAACAACCGUGUGCUGCAGUGCGUGGAGUGGCUUUCCGCUGCUGCUCUUGUUACUAGUCAAAUUUAUGCCAAUUACAGCAUUUGUGACCAAAGCCGCAAUUACGUUGUUGAUAAAUUUGCAAGGAACCUUCUGUCCUCCAUGCCACCUGAUGCAAUAAUCUUGCUCAGAGGAGACCUAACAGGGAAUUCUCUUCGUUACCUUCAUUAUUGUGAGGGAAUGAGACCUGAUGUCACAUUAGUGGAUCAAGAGAUGAUGACUUAUGAGUGGUAUUUACCAAAGGUGGCAAAGCAUUUGCCAGGCAUCUCUUUUCCUGGGAAGCGGUGGAAUCCUGUGGAAGGAAUAUUACCCGAUGGAACGCUCACGUUUAAUCUCCAUCAUUUUCUCAAAGUAAAUAAACAUAAGGAAGCAUUUGCGUGCAUAGGACUUAACGAAGGGGACUCAACUUGGAGAAAAAGCUAUUCACUUUGGCCAUGGGGUUCCUGUGACAAAUUGGUUUCUUCAGGAACUGCUUUUAACCCAGGAGAGUGGUUACGUCUUACAAGGAGUAUCUAUAACUGGACUGAAGACUAUGGAAGGUUUGAUCCAUCAUCAUGGGAAGCUGUAGCAAAUGAAGAGAUGUGGCAAGCCAGGAUGAAAACUGCCUUCUUUAUCUUUGACCUUGCAGAAACUGCUAGCGUGUCUCCAGAUAUAAAAUCCCAACUUUAUACCUUUGCAUACAAUUCAUACAAGGAAAUCAUCAAUUCACAUAAAAACCACCCAGUCAAUUGGCAUAAAAACUAUGCGAUAGCUUGCGAAAGGAUGCUGCGUCUCCAUAAGAUGGAUGUGGACCCUGAAAUGUUGUUAUCUGAAACUGUUAAACAUUUCCUCCUCUAUACGGAGAAAGCAGAGGAUGAUCCCCAGCGAGCAGAUAUUUUGCAGGCUGUAAAACACCUGAAGAAAGAGCUGCAGGGGCUGAGAAAAAUGAAAAAAAAUCUGGAGCGGCAAGCUGUAUAGAACCCAUUUGUGGACCUGCUUUCUGAAGUGUUAAAAUUCUGAAGUCGGGAGGUAAAAUUGAAUCCAUUAUUAACAACGUGAGAAGGUUUUUUAAAUACAACAGAACUGAUAGUGGAAGGAAAUCAAGUGGUCGCCUGGAUGGAAACGUAGCACUGUUCUUUCUUUUGCUGUUGCCAGAUGAAGAGUUCUGAUAGCCAGCGCACAUUUGACAUUGAUUUGUAUAGAAAAAAAUUGGUUACCAAAUUAAGCACUAUGUUUAAAAAAAUAAAAAAGUGAGGAAGUCCAAAAUACUGUGUGUGAAAAUACGUCCAUUGAUUUUAUUUGAUAUGUAUAAUUGCCUCAUAAAUAUAUAAAAUUCAUUUCCUACAAAAAGUU
Gopherus evgoodei (Goodes thornscrub tortoise) is the source of this 3294-nucleotide messenger RNA. RefSeq names its product transmembrane protein 260 (gene TMEM260). The coding region runs from base 1240 to 2919 and encodes 559 amino acids. The transcript has 15 exons. The record is from RefSeq and is a predicted model, not a curated record. NCBI's taxonomy places the organism in Eukaryota, Metazoa, Chordata, Testudines, Testudinidae.